Molecule: messenger RNA, 1483 nt
Organism: Anoplopoma fimbria (sablefish)
Lineage: Eukaryota; Metazoa; Chordata; Actinopteri; Perciformes; Anoplopomatidae
Gene: prmt2
Product: protein arginine methyltransferase 2
Exons: 9
Coding region: 176-1429 (417 amino acids)
Biological process (GO): peptidyl-arginine methylation
Cellular component (GO): nucleus
Molecular function (GO): protein binding; protein-arginine N-methyltransferase activity
Source: RefSeq, a predicted model, not a curated record
GUUUGUUCCACACCAGUGGAAGUCGGUGUUGUUGUUGUUUUUUACCGCUCAUUUCCCAGUUACGUUAAGUACACAAUGUUCUUCUUUACUGAAACAUGAACCGUGUUAUUUCGUGAAGCGGUUUACUUUAUUUCUUUCAGGGAAACCAAACAGUAGGCGAGUCGAAACAACCGCCAUGCAGGCAGAGAGAGAGGAUGAGGAGGAUGCAUCUGGUGAAGAGUAUGUCGCCCAGUCUGACUUCACUGGAAGUAGCAGCGAGCAGCUUAGUUUCUGCAGCGGGGACAGACUGAUCGUGCACGCCAAGCCUUCAUCAGAGUGGUGGUGGGCAGAGCUGCGUGGGGUCAAAGGUUAUGUCCCCGUCAGCUACCUGCGCCAGGAUGCUGAGGAGGAGGAGGAGGAGGGGCAGGACCCAUGGCAAGAUGAGGAAUACUUUGGGAGUUAUGGGACACUGAGGCUUCACUUGGAGAUGUUGUCGGAUAAGAGCCGCACUGAGGCGUAUCGGCAGGUUAUUCUCAGCAACAGCGCUUCUCUGAGGAAUAAGGUGGUGAUGGAUCUUGGCUGUGGGACUGGCAUCAUCAGCCUCUUUUGCGCUCAACUUGCAGAACCCUCGGAGGUGUAUGCUGUGGAGGCAAGCUCCAUGGCAGAGUACACCAGACAGCUGGUGAAGCAGAACGGCUGUGAGGAGGUGGUCAAGGUGCUCCAGGGACGAGCUGAGGAGAUCGAUCUACCCGAGCAAGUGGACGUCCUGGUGUCUGAGUGGAUGGGAAACUGCCUGCUGUUUGAGUUCAUGGUUGAGUCAGUACUGCUGGCCAGGGACCGCUGGCUAAAAGAAGGCGGCGUCAUGUGGCCCUCAUCUGCGGCCCUCACCCUAGUGCCAUGUCAGGCCAACGGCUAUUAUGCAGAGAAGAUGGCCUUCUGGGAGCAGCCCUAUGGCCUGGACUUCACUCCUCUUCAGCCCUUGGCACGGCAGGAGUUCUUCACCAAGCCCAAGUUCAGCCACCUCAUUGAGCCCAAUGACUGCCUCACUGCUCCCUGUGAUGUCCUUCACCUGGACAUGUACACGCUGCAGGUCAAAGACCUGGAGGAAAUAAAGGGUCAGUUUCAUUUUCAUGUAAAAACGUCUGGUGUUUUCCAUGGAUUCACCGCCUGGUUCACUGUUCAUUUCGAGAGCCUGGAGACGGGAGGCGCCUCUGUGGAGCUAAACACCGGACCUAACUCUGAGCCCACACACUGGAAGCAGACUCUGUUCAUGCUGGACAGGCCAGUUAGUGUGAACGCUGAAGACGCCAUCAGUGGAACCAUUCGCCUGCACAGGAACCCGGUCUGGAGACGCCACAUGACGGUUACCCUGCACUGGAGCAUUAACAGCAGCACAGGGGAAACGGACAACUGCCAGGUUGGGACAAAGACUUUCCCCAUGUGGAGGUGACAGAUUCUCCGUCAGCAGUGGAGAUCCACAGAUACAGUCCAAAUACAUCUUCUG